Molecule: messenger RNA, 3129 nt
Organism: Solanum stenotomum
Lineage: Eukaryota; Viridiplantae; Streptophyta; Magnoliopsida; Solanales; Solanaceae
Product: GRAS family protein RAM1-like
Exons: 2
Coding region: 1776-2909 (377 amino acids)
Biological process (GO): regulation of DNA-templated transcription
Cellular component (GO): nucleus
Molecular function (GO): DNA-binding transcription factor activity; sequence-specific DNA binding
Source: RefSeq, a predicted model, not a curated record
AUUUUAUUGAGCUGAAUAACUUUUGUAUGGAGUAUAUUUUGGUUAUUAUGUCGAAACUCAAAUUGAGAUAAGCUAUGAAGUGUUGUGGUGAUUAUAAUUACUAUUUGCUGUUUUUUCUUUGCUUUAGUUAUUGUAUUAAUUGUUGUUGCUACUUGUUCUCUUCUUAAUUGUUUUCAGGAUGGUUUCUUUGCUAUUGUAUUUAUUUUACAUGCUUGUUUUUUGCUAUGCUUUACUUGAGUUGAUUGAUGAGGGUGUGUAUUCACAAGAUAGUGGUAAGUCUGCAUACACACUACUCUCCUUAGACCUUGUUUGUGGGAUUACGUAUUGUGUUGUUGUUAUUGUUCCUUUCUUGUUGCUUUCCUUAUUAGUUGUUAUGUUUUCUUCUUCUGUUUUACUUAUUUGCUGCACUUGAAAGUUGAACCGAGGCUCCUUCAGAAAUAACCUCUCAACCUUGACGAGAUAUAGAUAAGGUCUACGUACACUCGACCUUUUCCAGACUCCACUUGUGGGAUUUCACUGGAUAUAUUGUUGUUGUAGGAGAUAUGAGUGAAUCAUGAGUUCUCCCAUCUAUUUGUUUUCCUCCAUAACCCUGUUUGAUAAAAGUCUUGUGUGAUUUCUCUUGUUAAUUGCUCUGCCUCUCUUGAUUUUGCAGUCAAGUAGAGAAGUCUUGUUGUUUACCAUAACCAGAUUUUAAAGUUAGCAAAAGUUAGGAUGAUGUGAUUGAAAAGAUUAUUGGCUAAUGGGGCUAUUCAAAAAGCUUUUUUUCGUCUCAUGUGUUAAUACUAGUGCAGGAUGCUUUAAGACAGCUGUGUCAUUCUGCAAAACCAUGGCUAUCUACUUAAAAAAAGUCUAAUCAUUUGAUUAUGCCGUCCUCACAGUUCCUUAUCUGUUGUCUUGAGGGUCUGCUGCACAUUGAUUUUUAUGGCAAGUUUUUUUUGAUCACUAUCAUUGUAAUUUAGUCUGUCAUGGGAAAUUAUUUACCUCUUUUUACAAGGUUAUUGAUUUAUCUUUAUAUAGAGAUUUACCUUAUAAGUGACUUGAUCAUGUAAGUUUUUACUUCAUCAGUACAUAGAACUUAAAUCCUGUUUGUUUUCCAUAUUUCUAGUGUAAUUCUUCUUUUACUAAUGUUGAAUCUUGCUUGAUUGUUUUUGUCAUUUCUUUAACCUCUGAUAUUGAUCUUUUAUGCCAGGCCGGUUUUAAGAGAUAAUAUUUAGAUGGAGGUUUUGCCUUUUUAUAAGUUUGUCUCUUUAUAUACAUAGUAAAAUAUCAAAUGGACAUAUUUGUUGCUCUUGGAUUUCUUCUUUGUCAUUUCUGUUGAUUCAUUGAGGAUAGAACAAGAAAGGAUUUUCCCAAAAAACAAAUUCAGAGGCUUAUAAGUCAGUGUAAAGUGAAUAUGCUCUUCAUCGAAAAAAAAGUGUGAAGUGAAUAUGCUCUUCAUUGAAAAAAAGUGUGAAGUGGAUAUGCUGAUUAAAAGGUCUACUUCUACAUAUUUUCUGACUCUAGUGUGGCUGAUCAUCGCCUUGGUAAGUUAUUGCCUCACCAAUAGUUAAUCAGACACAAGACCCUCCUCGGGCAGAUUCCUCCUUUUGCUCCUCUGUCCACAGGUCUUAGCAGCUGUUUCCAGCUGUUGUUCCCCUCUCAAGAGCAGGUUCUUACGCGUUACUCAACGGUCCACCAUUGGAAAUACCACUUUCCCUACGACUUGCAUGUGCUAAGCAUGGUGUUAGAGAUCAUCCGGAGCCAGGACAGGACUAUUCUUCUCAAGCAUUUUCUCAAUGCAGGAUUUGGACCUAGCUGAACUACUUCAAGCUUCUGCUCAACUGGUUGCAACUCGAACAUUUGAUCGUGCUAGAAAGCUGCUAAGCUUGUGUAACCAGUCUGCUUCUGCUACUGGUACUCCGGUCCAGAAAAUCGUGUAUUAUUUCGCUGAUGCUCUUCAACACAGAAUUGAUAGAGAGAUGGGGAAAAUGCUAUUUACUGGAGAAGAAGAUAUUGAAGUAUAUUCUAUUGAGAUGGAAGAGUUUAUCAUGGAUCUUGAACCUGCUGAAUUUGCAAAGAGGCCAUUGUAUGCCUACCGCCAAGCGACUAAAUUCACUGGAAUACAAGCCAUCUUAGAUUGUACAAUAACAGCAAAAAGGGUUCACUUGAUUGAUCUUGCUAUAAAAAGUGGAUCACACUGGACAACGUUUAUGCAAGUUGUUACUGAUCGAGAUAAAUGCCCACUCGAGCAUCUCAAAAUAAGUGCUGUUGGAAGGUCUAAAAAGAUGAUAGAAGAUGUAGGGAGGAGAUUGUCAGCUUUUGCUGCUGAGACAUUAGUAAAUGUAUCUUUUUGCUUCAAAACAGUUGUUUCAGACCUGAAGAAUCUUAAGACAGAUUCCUUCGAUGUAGAGGCUGAUGAAGUCGUUGCAUUUUACUCAGAUACAAUUCUUUGGACUAUGUUAGCUUGGCCUAAUGAACUUGAAUCUAUGAUGGAGGUUAUUAGAAGCCUUGACCCUUGCAUAAUGGUGGUCAUUGAAGCAGUAGCAAACACAAAUUUACCAAAAUUUAUAGAUUCUUUCGACGAGUCUUUAACACACUUCAGUGCUGUUGCUGAUUGUUUUGACGUUUACCACAAGGGUGUAGCAAUAUCUGGAGGAUUUUACAUACAAAAAAUCAUCAGAAAUAUGAUCACAUAUCAUGGAGAAGAGACCGUUCCUCGCUAUGGGGAUCUUAAAGUGUGGAGGGACUUGUUUUCCAGGUUCCAUAUGGUGGAAACAGAACUGAGCCACUCAUCCUUAUGCCAAGCAAGUUUACUGUUUGAGCUGCCCAAGUUCCGCGGAUUCUGCACUUUUGAGCUGGAUGGAAAAUGGCUAGUUAUCAGUUGGAAAGGAACCCCAAUCAUCUCUGCUUCUGCCUGGAAGUUCCACUAAUACUGGAGAGAAAAAGGGGGUCACAGAUCUGAAUUUUAUUAUCUCCCUUCAGCUUAAAGUUCUUGUUUUGACAUUCUGAUGAGAGUAAAGAUAGAAGAUGUUGUACUUUCUCGUGUGCUUACUGUUUUCUUAGUGAAAAUUCUAGUUCCGUCACUGGCUAAUAGUCUAUCUCUUUUUUAUUUGGACCAAAAGAGCAUCAUGCCACACUUGUUGUAGUAUG